AUGGCAUCUAAUUUAAUUGGGCAAAUCGUAUUUCCUCCCGAUGUUCAUGGUUACAGAGUGUGGGAGGAUCCAUCUUUCAUCAAGUGGAGAAAAAGAGACCCCCACGUGACUUUGCAUUGCCAUGAUUCAAUUGAAGGAUCACUUAGGUACUGGUAUGAUCGCAGCAAAGUGGACUUCCUGGUUUCCAAGUCUGCUACUUGGAAUGAUGAUGCUGUUCUUGGAGCUCUUGAUUGUGCUGCAUUUUGGGUCAAGGGCUUGCCCUUUGUUAAGUCAAUGUCUGGAUAUUGGAAGUUUUACUUGGCCUCGAGUCCUACUAGUGUCCCGAUAAAAUUUUAUGAAAGUGAUUUCCAGGACUCAGAGUGGACCACUUUGCCUGUUCCUUCAAAUUGGCAGCUGCAUGGGUUUGACCGCCCUAUAUAUACAAAUAUAGAUUAUCCAUUUCCAAUGGAUCCUCCUUUUGUUCCUACAGAGAAUCCUACAGGUUGCUACAGGAUUGAGUUCCACAUUCCUCAAGAGUGGGAGGAUCUUAAGAAUGUUCUAGCUGUUCAAGUAUUUAGAUGGAGCGAUGGCUCUUAUCUUGAAGAUCAGGACCAUUGGUGGUUAUCUGGCAUCCACCGUGAUGUGCUUCUUCUAGCAAAGCCUAAGGUAUUUAUUGCAGACUAUUUUUUCAAAUCAAACCUUGCUGAAGAUUUUUCUUAUGCAGAGAUACUG
Neltuma alba is the source of this 711-nucleotide messenger RNA. Its product is annotated as beta-galactosidase-like. Gene Ontology annotation, biological process: lactose catabolic process. Gene Ontology annotation, cellular component: beta-galactosidase complex. Gene Ontology annotation, molecular function: beta-galactosidase activity. The record is from RefSeq and is a predicted model, not a curated record. NCBI's taxonomy places the organism in Eukaryota, Viridiplantae, Streptophyta, Magnoliopsida, Fabales, Fabaceae. The transcript has 5 exons. The annotation marks the transcript as partial.